AGGAGCGCAGCGGACCAACCUCGCUGGCCUGCGCGGCUGAGGAAGGGAAGGGGAGGACACUGUCGCGAGUUGCAGAGUCGGGAGAGGUCGCGCUUCCCGGCGGACUUGCCCUCCGACAGCUGGGGGCCAGGGGGCGCCCGAAGUUGGUUUGAGGGCUUUCCCUCUCGCGUCGGCGAACUUUUCAAGGGAGAAACUGGAUUUGUGAGUUCAUCCUGCAGUGACUGAUGGCUUGUAUGUUUUAAGCCAGGAGGCAACCAUGCCGUAGAAUGAGAAUAAAAAAAUGGAACCUUUACACAAGAACUCCAAGGUUUAGGAUCCACUUGUCUUUGGUUCAAGGACAGAAGGCCCAGACAGCUGCUACAGCACCAGAUCGUUGCUUGAGAAUCCCAGAAACUUCUCACCGGGUUGCAAGGAAAUUGAGAGUGCUGAUUGUCCUGUACUUCUAGCCCAGGGGAGAGUGAGGACUGCAGCCAAAGCCUUAUCAGAAAAUACAUACUUCACAGACCACCUCAUAUCUGAACUAAAUACAGGUUUACUACUUGUGCUUGUCUCAUCUUACCUACCUCACUUCCUUUCUGGAUGGAAAUGAAAAUUGGGAACCAACAGAAUAAAAUCUGAUAUUUGGAAAUGCUCCAGCUGUAGUGAUGAGUUUAGCAAUUUCGUACCAUGGGAAUCUCACCUGUGCCUCAGUAAACACAGACUAUCAGCCAACAGCUAGAGAUUGCCUAAGAAGCUGGGACUUGGAAGACUAAAAAAGCAAAGCAAAAGAAACAUAGAGGUACAAACCUAGGCAAAGAUUAUUUGCCUAGAACUUUGGUGCCAUCUUUUUUGGCCUCAAGCUUGUGUAGCUUCUGCAGUUUAGCUAGUGUAUACAGUACUGUUCUUCACUUGUGCCUAAAUGGGACAACAACCCAGCAGCCAGACUGAAGACGAAGGGGUGAGAAGCAAAGUCCAUGGCAACUUAUCCUUGCCAGUUAUGUGGGAAGAUACUCCUUACCCUGGAAAAAUUCACUAUCCACACUUACUCCCACACAGGGGAACGUCCUUACAAGUGCUUGCAGCAAGGCUGUGCAAAAGGGUUCAUUUCCAAAUAUAAGCUCAUCAGGCACAUGGCCACCCAUUCACCACAGAAAUCCCACCAGUGUGUUCACUGUGAGAAGACAUUCCACCGGAAAGACCACCUGAAGAAUCAUCUCCAGACUCAUGAUCCCAACAAAAUGGCCUUUGGCUGUGAUGAGUGUGGGAAGAAGUAUAACACCAAGCUUGGCUACAAGCGGCACUUGGCCCUACACGCAGCCAGCAGCGGAGACCUCACAUGCCGGGUUUGUGCCCUAGAGCUGGGGAGCACCGAGGUAUUACUGGAUCAUCUCAAAGCCCACACUGGGGGUAAACCCCCUAAUGGAGCCAAGGAGAAGAAGCAUCAGUGCGACCAUUGUGAGAGAUGCUUCUACACUAGGAAGGAUGUUCGGCGCCACCUGGUGGUCCACACAGGCUGCAAAGACUUCUUGUGUCAGUUCUGUGCCCAGCGAUUUGGGCGAAAAGACCAUCUUACUCGACAUACCAAGAAAACACAUUCACAGGAGCUGAUGAAAGACCAGCUGCAAAACGGAGACCUGCUGGGCUCGCUGAAUCCACACUCUCCUCCAUUUCAGCUCAAAGAAGGAGCUGCUGCAUCAUCACCUUUUCCUUUAGGUGUCUGCGUACAGAAUGGGUUUGGGAGUAGUUUGCAGGCAGACAUACAAGACAGUGCACCCAGUCCCUAUGAACAAAGCCUGCAGCACUCACAACCACUUCCAGAUUCUCUAGCAGCCAUCCAGCCUUCAGGAUCUCCAGGCUCACCUUCUUGUAAUCUUCAGCACCCUGAAUAUGACCCAAGCUCUACCUCAUACUCACCACUCGCCCACCCCAAAAAUCUGCCCCUCAAAACAGGUUCAAAGGGAUUCUGCAAUAUGAACCUCCUUGAGGAACUAUCUUUGCAAGAGCCUCACUCAGCACCAAGAAUUAGCCCAGACCUUGAUCUGGCUAAGGGGGUUGUGGACAGAUUAAAUGUUAACAAGGAGGUAGCGAUGCCUGCUGAUGCUAUGAACAGGGCGUCGUCAUCACCUGCCUCUUUUGAUAUCUCCCACGUCCUGGGGUUUUGGCAGCUGCCUCCCUCUCUCACCCAAAAUGUCCAUGGGAACAGCGCCAUGACGCUGGGACACAGGGAAUCACUACCCCAUAGACUAAGCUGUCUUGGGCAACAGCAACAAGAACCACAGCUGGCCAUGGGCAGCGUGACUCUCAAUCAGCUACAUCUUCCCCACAUUCCUCAUGCUUUCCCUGCGAGCCCCAGCUCUACUAUCCUGCCUCAUUUUCACCAUGCAUUCAGAUGACUUCUGUUUUAAAAGAGUACUUUUUCUGUCCUAGAAAGAAAUUUUAAGCAGUCUUGAAGCCAUGUGUUUUAAAAGGCCAGCUAUAAUAUAGCAAGAUUAGGAAAACAGGAUUGUCUGCGAGGGUAACUGGCUUCUCCUAAAAUUCUGAAAAAGACACAGAAUCAACCAACCGCAUGCAUCGUGCCAAUCUGCCAUGAGUGUUCAUGCUUCGUACCAAAUUUUAUAUUGAGUGAGUAUCCUAUAGUGGAACUGCAAAUACUGCCGUGACAGGCGUACAAAACGAGGGCUGCUAUAUAGGUGUGGGCCAAGGGGAAAUUAACUUCAAGCCAUGCAUCAUAGUAAAAAUGACAUAUGAACAAUGACCACUUUUAUAUGACCUCUAGGUGGACCACUACGUGAACAAGGGCCCUACCUAGUAAAUGAACUUUGGGAAACUUCUGAUUUCUUCAAGUUGAGAAGAUGUAAUGUUUCUUUUUCUUUCUUUUAAUAAAAAUAAAACACUUUUAUGGGGAUUAAAUUUAACUAGGCUGUGGACUUCAGUCUACUGCAGCAGUUCAGGGAUUUUUCUGUCUUCAGGGUUGGAAAUAGUUUAGUUACUACUGCCAUAGCAAAAUGAAAGUCUUACAAAAAAAAAACAACAGCUUCUUAUAGAAUGUUUUGUUUAAAAAAAAUUGUUUAGUUUCCAUCUUCAGCAAAAUGGCAAGGAAGUUUUGUUGACUCCCCUAGGUUCCCUUAAGACCUAAAUGAUUAUUUAGACAAAUUCGGUAGGAAAAGUCCCUGUGGAUUGAUUCUUGGUUAGAACUUCUGAUGUGUGCACAUAAUGCACGGAUCAGUCAAGAAAGACAUUUGCUGAUUUCAAGAAUUAUUAUUUCAGUAGGAAUAUGAGAUUACUUUGUCUCAAAGAAAACCCCUUGUUCGAGAUCUUUAUUUGAUAAGUUGGGCUUUAAAUAUUACUGUACUUAGGAUCCUAAAUGCUGUUUUUCAACACAUAAUAAAUGCAAUAUUUUUCAAUUCUUAAAAAAUA
Molecule: messenger RNA, 3396 nt
Organism: Trichosurus vulpecula (common brushtail)
Lineage: Eukaryota; Metazoa; Chordata; Mammalia; Diprotodontia; Phalangeridae
Gene: PLAGL1
Product: PLAG1 like zinc finger 1
Exons: 6
Coding region: 954-2372 (472 amino acids)
Molecular function (GO): DNA-binding transcription activator activity, RNA polymerase II-specific
Source: RefSeq, a predicted model, not a curated record